Messenger RNA from Phascolarctos cinereus (koala), 3075 nucleotides. RefSeq names its product ubiquitin conjugating enzyme E2 Z (gene UBE2Z). Gene Ontology annotation, cellular component: nucleus. The record is from RefSeq and is a predicted model, not a curated record. NCBI's taxonomy places the organism in Eukaryota, Metazoa, Chordata, Mammalia, Diprotodontia, Phascolarctidae. Gene Ontology annotation, biological process: negative regulation of apoptotic process. Gene Ontology annotation, molecular function: cysteine-type endopeptidase inhibitor activity.
GGAGCGGCCGCUCUGGCCGGCGGACUCGUUGGCGUGGAGUCCCGGAAGCGGAGCGGCGAUGGCGGAGAGUCCGACUGAGGAGGCGGCGACUGCCGGGGCCGAGGCUGCGGGGACCCCGGGCCCGGGCGCGGGCGGCGGCGGCAGCGGCGGCUUCGGGCCGCCCUUCCUACCCGACAUGUGGGCGGCGGCGGCGGCGGCGGGCGGCACGGGCGGGCCGGGGGGAGGCCUGGCCCCGCUGCCCGGGCUCCCGCCCUCGGCCGCUGCCCACGGGGCCGCGCUGCUCAGUCACUCGGCCUUCUGGGACCCGACGCUGAGCUCGGACUGGGACAGCGAGCGCGCCGCGCCGCAGUGCCUGCUGCGGAUCAAGCGGGACAUCAUGUCCAUUUAUAAGGAGCCGCCACCGGGAAUGUUUGUUGUGCCUGAUCCCCUUGACAUGACAAAGAUUCAUGCAUUGAUCACAGGCCCAUUUGACACUCCUUAUGAAGGGGGUUUCUUCUUGUUCGUGUUUCGCUGUCCUCCAGAUUAUCCUAUCCACCCACCAAGGGUCAAACUGAUGACAACGGGCAAUAACACAGUGAGGUUUAACCCCAACUUCUACCGCAAUGGGAAAGUCUGCCUGAGUAUUCUGGGUACUUGGACUGGCCCUGCCUGGAGCCCAGCCCAGAGUAUCUCCUCCGUGCUUAUCUCCAUCCAGUCACUAAUGACUGAAAACCCCUACCACAAUGAGCCUGGCUUUGAGCAGGAGAGACACCCAGGAGACAGCAAAAACUACAAUGAGUGUAUCCGGCAUGAGACCAUCAGAGUGGCAGUCUGUGACAUGCUGGAGGGAAAAUGUCCCUGCCCUGAGCCCCUAAGGGGCGUGAUGGAGAAAUCCUUUAUGGAGUAUUAUGACUUCUAUGAGGUGGUGUGCAAAGACCGACUACACCUCCAAGGCCAGACAAUGCAGGAUCCUUUUGGGGAGAAGCGAGGCCACUUUGACUACCAGUCUCUCCUGAUUCGCCUCGGGGCAAUUCGUCUGAAGGUGCAGGAGAAACAUCAGCAGGACAGUGCUGAAAUAGACUCUGAUAGCAGUUCAUCUGAAACAGAGACAGAUACGCAGGGGAGCUCAAGGGCCUAGAUGCCUCCCACCCCAUCCUUGGGAUGGAGCAGCACCACAUCUCCCUCCAGCCCCAACAGCAUCCUGCCUGAGGCAAGAACCAAGGACACUCGGACCCCAGGGUGGGAGUGGGCUGUUGUUUGCAACCUUCUUGGCAUCCUGGUACCAAGGACCAUUUUCAUCCCAUGCCUAGGGCCAAUCCCAAGGUACUGAUACAGGAGAGCCUGGAGCAUGGUUCUCUGGCAAAAAAACUGAUGGACAUUUCCACUGGGGCAGUUUGUUGGGGAUAGAAGGCAAAGACUGCAACUCCCAGAGGGGGUUGCUCAGAAUAGUCAAUGGGGAUACCAGGAGGGGGGCAGGGUCUAGGGAGUGGGGAGGGAGGGAAACGGGGAGGGUGUCACAUGACCUGUCCAGGUGUUUGUCUGGGUGUCUGUCUUUCAGUCUUGAAGCUGGGCGUUCCCCUUGCUUAACCUAGCCCAGCCUAGUGUAAUCUCCUGGACCUCAUUUCCUGUCUGCCACCAUAAUUUUCUUUUCCCUAAUAUAUAGUCACUGUUCUAGACAGACCAAAGAGAAGGAACAGUGGUGGAGUCUGGGCUACUGGUCAGAAAGCUUUACCUAGCACCCAAGCACCUUUCUCUCCUGCCUCUUCCCUACUCCCUUCUGCUGCCAUUAGAUGGAGAUUUGAUUGAGACCAACGAGAGGUCUUUGCAAGUCCAGCGCAGGCGCCGUGGAAACUGAAAAUACUAUUUGUUCCCACAAUCACUGAUUCUCAUGGAAAAGUCCUCAACACUGGCAGCUGCUGUCCAUUUGGGGUUAAAACCGUUACGAGGGAACGGUUUCUUCUGAAUUCGCAUCCAAACGAGGAUAUUCUUCCUUUGGAGUGACAAGGGGAUUGACAUUUUUUGAGGAGCGGAUUGUCCAGCUCUUCUCCUUGGUGUUUGCACUCCAGUCUGUGGUUCCCUCACAACUUCACAGUACUUUGGGACCUGGGGGAAAGCAGUGGCGGCCAGUAGCAGAGGGGAAACAGGACUAAGACUGGAGGACUUUGUUCUGGGCUGUGCAUGCUGCCAAAUGUUGACUCUUGGCAGGAGAAUCAUCAGAGGGGAACUCAUCCGCCAGCUUAGUUGGAUGCUUGCAGGGCUAGCUCUCACUCUCCCUAGCUUUAUUUAGCUGCAACAGUCCUUCUGGCUGGUUAACAGAGAAAGACAUGCUUUGAGCACUGUAGUGCUGGGCAUCUCUCCUCCUCCCUGUUUUGGUUCUGCCCCAGGCUUCCUACUGUAUUGUUUCCCCAUAGGGGCAUCAUCCACACAGCUGUCUAGCUAACCCUAAGGCUUUGGUCAGCAUCCUAACUACCUGUGAGGGAGAAUGACUGGAUUCUGUGGAAGAGAGAGGUCAGAAUUUAAAGGGCCUCUGCCUCAUGAGUCAGAUAAUAUAUACUUUAGAUCUGAGGUUCUAGAAUAACCUAGAACUAUAUUUAACCUAAACACUUACCAUUGUGGGGAUGGAGCUUAUUGGGCAACAGGGGGAGAAUUCUUUGUAAGAGAUGUAGGGCAGGAAACAGGGUAAAAUGGGCUUGGGAGUAGGAAGAGAACCAUAGGCAACCAUUAGUCAAGAUUGGUUGUUAUUCCACUCAAAACAAGUUUCGAGGCUGCUAGUCCACCCAGAUGUGUAGGUCUGGGAUGAGCACUAGACUUGGCCUCCAAAUUCCCUUAAUAUUGGAGCAGACACAGGGUCGUGGAUGAGUGUUCUUGGUCUAUAGAUGCAGUGUUGUCCUUCUGCCAUUUAAGUGUUUCUACUUCCAAGUGACAAUCCUCUCCCUGAUCCUGCCAUGAGUAGAGUACCUCUGGCAUCGUGGCCCAACUCUUAUGCUCUAAUCUUGAGUUGAGAAAAUAUAUGCACAGAAGUCACUCAGAGACAUCUUUAUAUCUGACUGUACAUAAAUGAUUUUUUGUGCAAUAAAGUUUGUUUUGGCAGAAGGA